Molecule: messenger RNA, 1926 nt
Organism: Colletotrichum karsti
Lineage: Eukaryota; Fungi; Ascomycota; Sordariomycetes; Glomerellales; Glomerellaceae
Product: C6 transcription factor
Exons: 2
Coding region: 1-1926 (641 amino acids)
Biological process (GO): positive regulation of transcription by RNA polymerase II
Cellular component (GO): nucleus
Molecular function (GO): zinc ion binding; transcription cis-regulatory region binding; DNA-binding transcription factor activity, RNA polymerase II-specific
Source: RefSeq, a predicted model, not a curated record
AUGCCCGACCGGCCGUCUUCGCCGGCGGCAGAGGUCCAGACCCGGCCGCUGCCGCCACCGCCGCCGCCGCCGCCGCCGCCGCCAGCCACCGACCGUGAUCCGGAUGAGCCACCGCCGGCCAAGAAGAAGAGGACCCGGACACGCACGGGAUGUCUCAACUGCCGCCGCAAGAAACGCAAGUGCGAUGAGGGAAGACCGGCCUGCGGAGGCUGCGCUCGCCGGAAGGAGCGGUGCGAAUGGGGCAUCAAGGUCACCUUCCGCGCCGAGAAUGCUCAGACGAUUAUGCAAGACCAUCCUUCAAUGAGGAAAGCAAGGAGACCUCCUCCCCGUCGGCAUUUUGAGAUUCUCGACGUCACGAGCGAGGUCAUCCGCGAUUAUCACCUACCACCUGGCUUCCACGACUACGACUCUGAUCCGGAACCCGAACCUGAGCCUGAUCUAUCGCCGGCAGAGCCACAGGGUGAAGGAGAUCGUCGCAAGGCCUACGACGAAGAGGAAGCAAAGACUUUUGACAGCCCUGCCUCAUACACAACAUCGACGGCAGGGGGUCACACGGCAUCUGUAGCUGGCUCAAGUACAGCAAAGCGAACACUAUCGUCUUCUGGGCCGAGUUCUGCGCCAACAGACCCCAAAUCAAUACCGAUAUCCGGCUUCGGCUCGCUGCUGACGCCCUCGACGCGUCGAGAUGACGAUGCCAGCGACAAAGGCCAUGCGCACUCGGGAGACCGCAUGGAUUUCCAAGCAUCGCCUACCUCCGCGUCCCAGAUGAUAACGGACAAUGCCGUUGCGAACUUGUUAUACCUUAGUCAGGGCGGUGCCGGGCAGGGACCACACGAUCAUCACGCCACAACCUCGGUCAGCGGCAUACCCGUCACAACCCUCGCUCUCGAAUCUCUGGUGGACGCACCCUUCGAAUUUAUGGAUCAAAUGUUCACACCCGAAGGUUCCUACGAGGACGGAAUAUUCUUGCCCGGCUCCGCGUACCACGAAUUACAUUCAACCCUGAGGCAACACCUCAUUCAGGAGGUACGAUCAAAUGGCCCGACGAGGCCGGCGUCGCCUGCCUCCGGGGAAAGCUCGAGACGAAGAUCCGUCGACGCGAGCUCUGGGGAAACCUCAUCAGCCGAGGCCCCUCAGUCCGCCGGCGAAAUAUCGUCAGAUCACGAGCCACCCUUUUUGCCCCUUGAAGAGGAGUGUGCUUUAUGGAAAAAUUGGGUCGACGAGAUCUCACCCUGGCUGGACAAGUUUGACAACCAACGACACUUCCAACACUCCCUACCGACAAUGGCUCGAUCAUACGACCACUUACGCUACUCCAUGCUUGCCCUGUCAGCCAGGCAAUUGGAAUUGAAGAAUAGGGACCGACCAACCGACCAAAGCCUUGCGCUCUACCAAGAAGCAAUACACCUCUUACUACCACAACUAUCUACACGAACAACAGCCGUGAUAGCAUCAUGCGUGGUGCUGUGCGUGCUCGAGAUGGCCAGCUGUUCUCCUAAAGCCUGGCGAAGACAUCUCGACGGCUGCGCUAGUCUCAUGGAAGCAGUUGGCAUGAAUGGCUUCGUGGGCGGUGUCGAGCAGGCCCUCUUCUGGUGCUUUGCCCGCAUGGAUGUUUGCGGCGGUUUGAUUUCGUCGGUGAAAACUUUGAUCCCGGUAAACCACUGGGCGCCACAAAUCGACCUGGACGCAGACGCCGCCCUGUUCCUUUCCAGCCCCGGCAACGACAUGUGGGCAAAUUACGCGGUUUACAUCUGCGCUCAAGUGCUCGACCUCCUGGCCCCGCUGGCCAAAGCAAACCCGGGCGGGCUCUUUUUCGACGGGCCUAGGAAUGAUAUGAGAUACCGAGCCGGCCUCGCUACGGUUAUCCCCGAGGCCACGAUCAGCGCUCUGGCAUGCCAGACAAAUAUGCGGAAUAUCAAUGACUAA